AUGAUUGUUGGUGAGGGAUUGAUCUGCCUCCUCCAGCCCUUUGUUUGGCCCCACGUCUACGCCCCCGUGUUGCCGGCCACACUGACGCACUUUCUCGACGCGCCUGUUCCCUACAUAAUGGGAAUGCGUCAUCAACUGACUCCACAAACAGGAGCACAAACUCCAAGCACCACCCCCAGGGGCUCCUUGGCCUCCUUGCAAUCCUUCGCCAAUUUUGGUUUGGCUAGUGAGACAAAUGUUUGCUACUUGGAUAUAGACAGCGGACGGGUUCAUUCGACAGAUGUGGACCUGCCGCCAUUCCCCAAUGCUGUGGAACUCCAACACAACAUCGAGUCAAUUCUUGCAGUCUAUCAACGUCAUUGUCACUUCUCUUCGCCUUCUUCAAGAAGCGCUGCUCCACGAAGUUCUAGUAAGUCUCGAAUUUCCGCCAUCCUUGUCCACAUCGGUCUCAAUGCUGAUCACCGAUUCGGCAAAACUGCGUGCUUUAUUUAUCCCUCUCUACUCUCUAGAGGCCCUCGUGGUAGUGGUGUUGGCACCAACACUCCGCCUAAUCUCGAUAACACAGAAGCACCGCCAACAGGCUCUGUUCCAGUUAUAAAGCGCCCAUUGCUGGAUCUCAAUCCGCCAGUUAUGCAGAGGUCCGCUUCCUCUCGACUCAUUGAACAAAUUGCUGCGACUUCAAUUGAGCCAGAAAGGCCCCAGUUGCAUCAUUCAGCUACGGAUAGCUCCUUCUCUUCCCACACGAAAACGCCCGAAAAGCCGAGAAGCAGCGAAGCGUAUCCUUCAAAGCAGUACUUCUCCACUAUGCAUGAAAUUGCCGCCAGCAUGACUGCGAAAAAGGAGCUGACUGAGUACUCAGAUCUGCUGAAAUUCAACUACGCUAUUCGCGAGGUGUUUAUCAAUCAUUUGGCGGAAAUUUUUGUUGACUUUGAGACUUUUAUCGUGUUGGGAGCGAAUAGCAGUGAAAAUCCUGAAGGAAAUACUGCCGCCGCUACUGCUACCAAUGCACACAAUAACUCGGGUCUUCAAGCGUUUGAUAAAGUUGGCUUUCUCUCAGACUGCCCCGAAACGCAUAUGGCGUUUCUCAGUCCAUUCUUGGAAACCCAGAUGUUCGCCACGUUUUUGGAUACCAAUUUGACCACUCUUUCGGCCAAUCAGGUUCGUCGGUGCAGCAAAUGCGGUGCGCCUCCAUCUAACCCCUCAAGCACGACAAUGUCCAUCCAAACGAGUCCCUCCACCACGAUAGUGUCCGCCUUUUUGUCGCGUAUUCGCGCUCUCAAGGCGCAAGCCCUCGCCGCCGAGAAACCCCAACGUCCGGCCACUGAUCGGUUGUCAAGGAAGUUCCUCCCACCCUCCACAACUCAUACGCCUGUGGUUGAUAGCAGAGCAAGGCGAAGAGAUCCCACUUGCGCCGGUAUACCAAAAUCGCCUUUCGAUUGUAUUCAGUAUUGCAAAGGACCUGCACCCCAUCCACUCUUCUCAAAGAUUAAACCAACUUUCAUAGGUCUCACAACUUCGCCGCAGCAUGGUCAGUUUCGUCUUCUCGAUGGAAGCCUCCUAAGCAAAGCGCCAGCCAAUCGACAGUGUGGAAGUGAAUCUCCUCCUCCUCAACAUCCUCCCCCAUCGGCGGUCGGUGUUUCAGUACCCUCACCUCUCCUCUCGGACGCCGAAUUGAUAGGUCCUUCAAGCAAAGAGGAGUCACCGGUGCUAUUCCAAAUUGUUUACUGUCGAGAACCCCGUUUGUAA
Rodentolepis nana is the source of this 1746-nucleotide messenger RNA. Lineage: Eukaryota; Metazoa; Platyhelminthes; Cestoda; Cyclophyllidea; Hymenolepididae. The record is from the annotation of a GenBank genome assembly.